AACAAGUUAUCCUUUAACGUGUCAUCAUUAAUGAUGUCUCCGGAAUGGCUUCAACCAAGGCGUUAUAAGGCUCAUUUAAUGGGUACCACCUAUGCUUACGAUUUUCUCGAAUUAUUUCGCCAAGCUAUUAGAAUACGAUGGAAUCGUGCAUCUCAUCAUAGUUCAAUAAUAAUUUACAAAAAGUGGAGAGAGCUUCGGGAACAAAUUCAUUUGAUCAUUGGAAUACCUAGAGUAUACUUGUCAGCAAAUUCUGGUGCAAGGAUUGGAUUGGCAGAAGAAGUUAUGAAUCAUUUUAACGUUGCAUGGUUUGAUAAAGAAAAUCCAAGCAAAGGUAUAAAAUAUCUUUAUCUUGAUUCGGAGACAUAUAAGCAAUUACAUCAAAAUGGAAGGAAAUACGUUAUCGCGGAAGAAAUUAGGAAGGAGAUACAAAAAUCACCGACAUUAUUGGAUCAAAAGAUGGGUUUUGUGUUGAGGUUUCAGGAUUAUUCGCUGGGAUAUCAUCGCGAGCAUAUGAGGACAUUUCACAAUAAU
This is a messenger RNA of Funneliformis geosporum, 531 nucleotides long. The record is from the annotation of a GenBank genome assembly. NCBI's taxonomy places the organism in Eukaryota, Fungi, Glomeromycota, Glomeromycetes, Glomerales, Glomeraceae.